Molecule: messenger RNA, 17412 nt
Organism: Colletotrichum destructivum
Lineage: Eukaryota; Fungi; Ascomycota; Sordariomycetes; Glomerellales; Glomerellaceae
Product: Putative AMP-dependent synthetase/ligase domain, Condensation domain, AMP-binding, ANL
Exons: 9
Coding region: 1-17412 (5803 amino acids)
Biological process (GO): secondary metabolite biosynthetic process; amino acid activation for nonribosomal peptide biosynthetic process
Cellular component (GO): cytoplasm
Molecular function (GO): catalytic activity; phosphopantetheine binding
Source: RefSeq, a predicted model, not a curated record
AUGCUGAAAUUAAUCUCCUCAUCAUUCCAUGACUAUAUAGUGACUUAUGCGGUGGCGCUCGGAAGGGAUGCCUUAGUAAGAUGUAGAAUUGUUAAAAAUAACGUGACAAAACAACUUCACAAUCAAGCUCUCACAACUACGGUCUUUUGCCAAGAUCACAAGACAAGAAUAGUAUACAACAUGUCAGAUCUUAGAGAAGAAACAAUGAAAACAGCGGCAUCAGGCUGCGGGGUCCCGGCGAGUGCGAUAGAGGACAUUCACGGCGUCACUCCCAUGCAGGAGGGACUUUGGGCAGCCAGUCAGCGACAGAAAAAUGCCUACAACUACGAGCUUGUCAUGGAAGUAAGGGCAGAAGCAGUGGGAAGGCUGUGUGCGGCCUGGGCUAGACUGGUCAAGAUGACACCGAUGUUGAGGAGUUGUCUGGUCUUAACCGCAGAGGAAGACGGACGUGGAUGGGCGAGAGGAAAAUGUCACCGGCUCUUGCAAGUGGUCCUUUGCGACAGUUACCUGGAGUCUGAGAGGACUAUUGGCGGUACCCAGUCGGAAGCUGCCCGGAGGCUUGCGGCUCUCGGCAUGGCGUGGUUCCAGGUUGAAUCUGGUAUUGGUCCCACGAAAUCGGAACAGACAAGAGCCACAAGGCAAUCUUCUACCAAGCUGAUAUUGAGAUUGCACCACGCAUUGUUCGACGGCUGGGCAAUGAGAUUGGUUCUCCAAGAACUGAGGACGUGCUAUCUCGGCGAACCCAUCACUCCUCCACCGCCAUUUCGGCGAUUCGUUGAAUACCUCGACCGUCUGGACUUGGGAAAAAGAGAGGAGGAGGAGGCUCGUCAGUUCUGGCAUGAUAUGCUCUCAGGCAGCAGUCCGACGGAAAUGGUGGUCUGUCCUGCUGGCCACGAGCCGACAACGGAUGCUAUUGCGUCGUUCAUCAGCGAGCAGCCUCUUCUCACGCCUGUUUCGAGAGUAAACCAUGAGCUCGGCUCGGCGACAACCGCGGCUACUACGGUCACAACGGCAACGGUGAUACAGACGGCAUGGGCAAUGCUGAUGGGGGCGUAUGCCGCUACCGACGAUGUCGUCUUUGCCGUAAUCACGUCGGGCCGUGACGCCCCCGUGCCCGGCGUGCUCGACAUGGCUGGGCCGACUAUGGCGGCGGUCCCGAGCCGCGUGGUCUUGGCCCGAGACAUGCCGGUGGAGAAACUGCUCGAGCAAGUCGCUCGAGACUCGCAGGCCGUUCUCCCGUAUCAGCACUCGGGGAUCUCGCGCAUCUGCCUGGACUACGCCGGCAUCACGCACGUGCCGCAGGUCCUCCUCCUCGUCCAGCCGUCCGACGUGGACGUCGUGGGCUUCAGCGCGAACUCGAAGCAAAACACGCCCGACGAGGCUGACGAGACUGAAAAAUCUGCUUUCGACUGGCGCGUGACGUCUCACGUUGAUCUUGUGCAUCCGUACGCUCUGGUGGUUGAGUGUUGGAUCCGGCGCGGCCGACCCGGGUCGAACUCGUCUCAGCUCCGAUUCACGGCACGUUACGACUCGCGGCUCUUCACCGACACACAAGCCGGACGCCUGUUGGAGCAACUUUCUCACCUGGCCAUGACCCUGACCGCCCACUUCGAGAAGCGGGACCCGUCCUCGGAUCCUGUCACGCGCGUCGGGGAUGUCGCGAUGGCAAGCCCCAGAGACGUGGGCUUCUUGCAGCAAUUGAAUGAGACUGUUCCUCCUCCCGUUGAACGCUGUCUCCAUGAUCUAUUUGCGGACAGUCGCAGGCUCUACACCAACGCUGUUGCUGUUGAUGGGUGGGAUGAAGAGUUCACGUAUGCAACUCUCGAUGAGUUGUCCGACAAACUUGCACAGAAACUAGUGUCUCGCGGUGUUGGAGUCGAGUCCAAAGUUCUGGUCUUCUCCCCAAAGUCAGCAUGGGUUGUGGUUGGUCUCCUGGCCAUCUUGAAGGCUGGGGGAGCCUUUGUCCCGUUGGAACCAGCUCACCCGGAUAGUCGUCUACGAGAUAUCACUCGUAUCUCGGGUGCUUCGGUGGCUCUCGCACACCCCUCUCUUGUACCGCGUCUUAAAGAGCUUGUCCGGUCCAAAUCCGUAGUUGAUGUACUGGACAUGACAGACACAUCCCUCACUGAGAUGGAGUGCGUUGCGCCCAACACGGGUCGCACGAGAUCAUCCGAAGCGUGUCCAUCAGACCUCGCAUAUAUCAUCUUCACGAGCGGAACCACGGGAAUUCCCAAGGGAGUAGAAGUCCAGCACCGAGCCGUGUGCUCGAGCAUCACCGCACGCAUGGGCCCGGCUGCCAUGGCCAUGACACAAGGCUCGCGGGUGCUGCACUUCUCUCCGUACUGUUUCGACAGCAUGAUUGACGAGAUAUUCAUGGCUUUGUCCAGUGGUGCCUGUAUCUGCGUCGGCCACGAAGAUGAGCUCAAGGAUGACUUGAGCGGUGUCAUCGACAGGUACGCCGUUACCUGGGCCUUCCUCACUCCAUCAGUGGCGCGUACGAUAGAUCCCAGGAGCGUGGCCGCUGCCGGUACGCUAGAGACACUCUCGCUCGGCGGUGAGCCCGUCUUGGCAAACGAUGUUGAGCAAUGGCGUGGGCAUGUUCCGCAACUUCGCAACGGAUACGGACCAACUGAGUGUUGCGUCAUAUGCGUUGUCGGAGACUGUUUUCAUGAGCGUGAUGGGCCGCCUCUUUACUCGGGCUAUUCGUAUCUCGGGACGCCUCGGGGCUGCCUUGCCUGGGUUGUUGAUCCCAAGAACCCGAGCCGCCUCAGCCCUAUUGGAGCAGCUGGCGAGCUACUCGUGGAAGGGCCAAAUCUGGCUCGGGGCUACUUGGAAGAUGGAGAUGCCACAUCUGCCAAGUGGAUCAAGCCUCCAGAGCUUCCCGUGCUUCUCGAAAAUGAGAGUGGUCUGGGAUCUCAUGCUCGGCGUCGAGCAUACCGCACCGGAGAUCUUGUUCGCAUGCAACCAGACGGCUCAUUGCUGUACCUGGGCCGGAUAGACGGCGACAGUCAAACAAAACUUCGAGGGCAACGUUUCGAGCUCUCCGAGGUGGAGAGCCAUGCGUUGUCUGCUCAAGACUUUAUGCAACUCGGCGUGCGUGAAGUUGCUGCUUUUGUCUUUGAAAGAUGUGGCCAGGAUCGAGGUCAACUCCUCUCAAGUGUUCCCGCCACAACACCCGGCACAAGGGCUCUCGCGCUGGCUUUUGUACAAAGCCAGCACGAGAUCAAGACCCUCAACACGCCCGACACGCGCAUUCCUGCAACGGAUACGAGAACAUUGAACAGAGAACAGAUGCCGCAGACAUUGCAAAUGCCAGCAGGACUCAGAGACAGGGUACGCCAUGUUUGCCAAACCUUGAGCGCUGCUCUUCCGGCUUACAUGGUUCCGACCUACUGGGUCCCCAUCGACAGAAUGCCGUUGAUGCCUUCUACAAAGACAGAUCGGCGGAGGCUUGCUCAGCUGAUGCAGAGCUUUUCUGCAGAAGAAGUUGCCGUGUUUUCAGCCGAGCAUGCGACUCUCGAGCAUAAGGCGGCCACAACCUCAGCCGAGAGGAAACUCGCGAGGCUGUUCGGCUCUGUGCUGGAUACUGAUCCCGAAAAGAUCAGCGUGUGUGGAGACUUCCUCAGCCUCGGAGGCGAUUCCAUCAUGGCCAUGCGUCUGGCCGCGUCCUGUCGCUCGGACGGCUUGUAUGGAGUGACCACUGGGUCGAUCCUCAGGCUUCGGACUAUCGAGGCCCUGGCAAAGAAUCUUGGAGGUGAUAACAUAGAUGCGUCACUGCAGGGUUCGGUCAGUGACGAUGUAGAUGGAAGGUCGCCAGGACGCUCGAUGAUACCUCCGGCCUUUUCUAUUCUGAGGUUCCUGGAGAUCCCAGAAUCCGAGGCAAUUGGAGCUGCCGUUGACACCCUUGGUGUGGCUGCGUCAUGUAUACAGGACAUAUAUCCAGCCACGCCGCUACAAAAGGCACUUUUCACGCUUGGGAGUAUACAUAACGAUGCGUACAAGGGCGUCUUCGUCUUUGAUAUCUCUGCAGCUACUAAGCUCGAUAUCGUCCAACGCGCCUGGGCCGCUUUGAAGGCCGCAACCCCGAUCAUACGCACUCGGCUGUUCAGGUUCCGCUCAAGUAUCUGGCAAGCUGUGGUUCAGAAUGAUGGUUCAACCUGCGCAGUCAUUACUUCGGACAGUUUGGAGAAGUAUCUUGAGGAACAACGGAACAUUCUUAGAGAAAUGACGUUUGGAUCCGAGCUGUUUUCUGCAAGCAUCGUUGCUGUGGACAGCAGCCAAGGGCCGAAACAACACCACUUGGUCAUGAGCGUUCAUCACGCGCUGUAUGAUGGGUGGUCCAUCGGGAUCAUCCUCAAGGAGUUUGAACGAGUAUGCAGUGACAGCGCGUGCCUGAGCAGGAGUUUCUGCGAGAAAAAUGCCUACUCUCGGUUCGUGAACUACAUUGUUAAGGUGGACUCUGCUUCAAGCCGCGACUUUUGGCGGGAGUAUCUUGGCGACUCUCACAGCACCUAUGCCACGUUUCCAGAUAUCAAAAGCAGGCCACCUUUUCAGCUUGAUAUGAACCGACGCCCCCAGGGCGCCCUCACGGAUUCUACGGCCGAGAUCAGAUCAGGUCUCCCGGAAAAGGAAUCGCAUUUUACUUUAUCAGCUGUCAUGUACGCAGCUUGGAGCCAGUUGGCGGCCGCCUACAGCAGUUCCGACGAUGUCAUCUUUGGCGUGACCAGCCACGGCCGAGACAUUCCCGCACUCCCACACAGCUGGGACAUCGUUGGCCCAACAAUUGCGACAUAUCCACUUCGUGUGAAGAUUCCCUCGAGAUCAUCUGAAGCCCUAGUGCAUGACUUUGUUCGGGGAGUAGAGGAGGGGGCAGCGAUGAUCACGGCCAAGGGAUUUGAACACUAUGGCCUCGACGAGAUCGGAAGAGCCACUGCCAGCGAAGAGUCCGGUGGUACUGCUGCAUCUUCUUGCUCGUUCCACAGCCUGGUCAUAAUUCAGGCUCCGCAAGAGCGAGAAACAAGGAAGGGAAUUUUCAUCAAGGUGCGGGAUGUCGGCGCCAACGCACACCCGUAUCCCUUAGUCCUCGAGGCGACCCCUUUGCUCGACACGGGAGAGCUACGCAUCACCGCUCACUACGACUCUUCUCUCCUAGAUCAGGAAACGGUGCUGAGGCUCUUGAAUCAGCUAUCACACGUUGUACAGGAGACGGCCCGACUGGCAAAGCCUGGGACCGGCGCGAAGCUCCGAGAUGUCAGCCUUCUAAGCCCUGCUGAUGCGUCGUCCAUCUUCCUCGACUGGAACGCCAGCUCGACCCUCCCCUCCCGUGUCGACAACUGUGUCCACGAUCUCAUCGCUGCCCGUGUCGAGGAGCAGCCUCACGAGCCCGCGGUAUGUGCCUGGGACCUUAGCCUCAGCUACGCCGAGCUACAGAACCUUGCCGGCAGCCUGGCCGCUGUCUUGACGAGAGAAGGGGUCGAACCAGGGCAGUUUGUCGUGAUAUGCGUUGAGAGAUCGUCGUGGACGGCGGUGUGCCAGCUUGCGGUGCUCAAAGCCGGAGGUGCCUGUGUGUUGCUCGAUCCGAGAUACCCAAAAGCUCGAAACCAGGACAUAAUCUCACAGUCUCGGGCCAAGUUUGCCGUUGUAUCCAACGCAACCAGGGCCCUUUUCUGUCGAUCAGAUCUCCCUGUCACCACAAUUGUCGCCUCUGAGGUGCUCCAGUCUCAGUCUGUAACGGGCAUGCCGCCGUCUCCCUCAACUCCACCCACAGAACAACCAGCCAGCACGCCAGUGAGGCCUUCGGACCCGGCUUACUGUGUCUUCACUUCAGGCAGCACAGGUUCGCCGAAGGGCAUCGUCAUCGACCAUGCCGCGCUAUGCACUUCAGCUUCUAGUUACGGCCCAGCCUUGGGCCUGGGUCCUUCGUCUCGCGUCUUGCACUUUGCGUCGUGCACAUUUGACGUGAGCGUUGGAGAAAUCCUGACCACAUUGAUAUAUGGCGGCUGCGUUUGCAUACCCGACGAAGAGGCAAGGCUGAAUGACUUAUCUGGCUGUGUCGAUUCCUUCCGUGCCAACUGGCUAUACCUUACCUCUUCAGUCGCGGCGAUACUGAACCCGAGGGAUCCCAGAGUGUCGUCCCUGAAGACGUUGGUUGUCGGCGGGGAGGCCGUACAGCAGCAAGUUGUCGAGACUUGGGCAGAGAGCAACGUGACGUUGAUCAACGCAUAUGGCCCCGCUGAAACAACCAUCUAUUGUUCGUCUCGUAUCGUAACCUCGAGAGACACAGACGCUAGAGACAUUGGCAAAGCCAUGGGCUGCCGCAUGUGGAUUGUCUCCCCCGACGACCAUCACAGACUGCUACCCAUCGGCGCCACGGGGGAGAUUGUCGUGGACGGUCCCAUCCUAGCUAGUGGCUAUCUCAACCAACCAGACCUGACCGCGGCACACUUCACAUCCUCUGUGCCUUUUCUCCCUGAAGGCCACAGAGUGUACCGCACAGGGGACUUGGCCUGUUAUGCCGCCGACGGCAAUUUUCACUUCCGAGGGCGGCGCGAUACGCAAGUCAAGGUCAAUGGUCAACGAGUCGACGUCCUUGAGGUCGAGAAGCAGAUCCUGACGUUGAAUGAGCCACCCUGGAGCGUGCAACACGCGGCCGUCGUAUCAUUCAAAAGGCAGGUCCUCGGUCAUACCAAUGCUUUGACGAGGGGAGAGAUGUCACAGUCUGAGGAGCUUGCGGCUUAUGUCUGUUUUGAUGAUCCGAAAGCCGCCUCUGGAAGCAUGCCACUGGUACUGCCAGGAAGUAAUGAGCAAGGCCUAGCGAUGACAGCUUUGCUUCCUCUCACAGCGACUAUAUCUAUGAAGUUGUCUCAUGUCAAGAGCCGCCUGCAAGACGGAUUGCCGACGUACAUGUUGCCCACUGUCUACUUGCCUGUAGCUGGCCUUCCUAGGACGACAUCGUCGAAGCUAGACCGAAAGGCCCUCAAGCAAACAGUAGAAAGCCUCUCUGAGGCAGAACUACUCGCUCUAUCCGCACAAGCCUUAAGCCACAGGUCGGAUUCAGAUGGCUGUCUCACGUUAGAAAGCAAAACCCCAAUCUCAAGCUUAAACCUGCCUCGCGAUGGCCUAGAGUCAGAGCUGUGGCGCAUCUGGAGAAAGGUUCUAAGCCGGGGCGGAAGCAUACAAACCGAAGACAACUUCUUUGCCCUCGGCGGUAACUCUCUCUCGGCCAUGCAACUAGUCUGGCAAGCCCGGGCUCAGCGGUUGGAGCUGUCCGUGUCGGACUUGUACAGCAAUCCCACCAUCUCGCAACUGGCCGAUAUUGUACGGGUACGAGCACGAGGCAAAGGAGGAGGAGGAGGAGGAGGCGGACACAACCUACCGACGCCGCCGCUUACAGGACGCUUCGAAUACACCCCCGAACCAUUUUCCAUGGUGGCAUCGGAGGAGAAGGCUGCUGUUGAGCUCGAAGCUGUACGACGUCUCGGUAUCAGUGCCGAUGCUAUCGAGGACAUAUAUCCGGCGACAGACAACCAGGUCGGACUUUUGCUGCAGACAGAGCAGCGAGCUGGUCUAUGGGUGGCAGAUGAUUGGUGGGAGCUCCCAGAUGGUCUCAAUAUUGACAGGUUUCGUGCAGCUUGGGACGCCGUGGUUGAUAGAUGCCCUAUCCUACGGACACGCGUACUGCAGGUUGAUUCGGGCCCAGCCUCGCAGUCCAGGGCCUACCAGGUCGUCCUACGUUCUGAGACCGAAUCUUGUCAACAACAACAGCCCUCGAAGAUAUCUAGGGACAAAGAAUCGCCAUGUGAAAUGGGCUUCGGGACACAUCUUUCUUUAUAUCGCAUCAUCACGGGUUCAUCUGGGAACAUGCUCCAGUGGACACGACACCAUGCCAUUUACGACGAAUGGUCAACCCAGCUCAUCCUUGGCCUGGUAGCCGACAUGUAUCAUGGAAUAACGCCACGGGACACGCGACCGUUCUCGUACCAUGUCCGCGCUUUACAGAGCUUGGACAAAGACGCCGCGAGAGCGUUCUGGCUGUCGGAGCUGGCCGGCGUCGGCGCCGAUGCCCUUCAGGCGUGCUGCUUCCCGUGUGGUAGUACACAUGGACUUGCACAAAGCCCGACCGUCUCAGAGCCUGCUACACAGAGCCAGAUGAGACGGGACUUGAAGCUGCGUGGUCUGGGAGAAGAAACCUAUCCAGGAAGCGUCGUCGGCGUCUCCGUGGCGAUGUCAACGGUCCUCGAGGCGGCUUGGGCUUUCGUCAUGUCAGCCUACACCGGAUCGCAGGACACACUCUUUGCCGUCGUCCAGUCAGGCCGCACCAACGAUGCUGAUCCCGGCAUCCUCCAAGUGGUCGGCCCAACCAUAUCACUCGUGCCGCGUCGAGUACGUUUGGACGACCGGCAGGAGCUGGGUUUAUUCUUUCGAGCAUGUCAACAACGAGCACAAGCAGCAGUGCCGUAUGAGGGCAUCGGUCUCGGGAUCAUGAGUAAAGUCCUGUCUGGAAGCCACGCGUCGAUCAACAACCUCCUCGUCAUACAGGCCGGCGUCGCAGGGGCAGUCCACCACGACAAUAUUGCUGGCAAUAAUGGACUCGCCGCUCUGGGCUUGCGUCCGGUGACUACCGGACUUCCCUCGACUGACACGGCUGCGUUUCCAUUCGGGCUGGUCCUUGAGUGUGUUGUGCCACGCCUGGACGGUGGCCCAAGGAACAACCAUUUUGAGCUAGUUGCCCACUAUGACAACGUCUUCAUCAAAGAGGACACAGUGGACUGCUUGAUCUCGCACUUCCAGCAUGUGGUCAACGAGAUGGUCCAACUACCUUCUGAGACUAUCCUCGGAGAUCUCUCUAUCUGGGGGCCCGAUCAAACCAGCCCUCUUCUGCGUCGCCUACGCGGGAAUCCUCCGCCUGAUGCCGUGGAGACUUGUGUCCAUGAUCUCGUGGCGAGGCACUGGCACAUCGAUUCCCAGGUCUUGGACCAUCCUGUCGUCGUCAUGCGCACCAGAGGCAGUGAUGGACCAUCACAUCCGACCUUGACGUACAGAGAUCUGGGCAAGUAUUCCGGCGUCAUCUGUAGUCGCCUCAGCCAGAACACCGAGAUGCGCUCGGCAUUUGCGACAGGAGAAGAAGAUCGGCGGCGCCUCUUUGUGGCCAUCUGCCUGGAAAAAUCAGUCUGGACCAUCCCAAUCAUGAUAGGGGUGUGGCAAGCCGGGGCAGCCGUCGUACUGCUGGACCCAGAACUGCCACGAUAUCGCCUGCGUAAGGCCGUUCAACAAGUCAACGCCGUCCUGGUCCUUGUGUCUCGAGCAACUCGACACUUGUGGGAUGAGCCUGAUGUUAGAAACGCCAUGGAAGGGCCGAACAUUACGAGCUUGCUGAUGACCCUUCCCCUCGAGGAAGAGGAAGACUCUCGUUCUCAAGAGGAAACGAAUCUCCGAGAAUCAAAGUCUGAGGAUGCGUGCUACUGUGUCUUCACCAGCGGAUCUACCGCCGAGCCAAGGGGCGUCAUCGUCCAGCAUCGAGCUAUAUGUACCAGCGCCAUCUACCACGGAUUCGAGGCGGCUCUCGACUACACAUCCCGUGUGCUCCAGUUCUCGUCCUACUCGUUUGACGUGGCCAUCGACGAAAUGAUCACCACCCUGAUCCACGGCGGUUGCGUAUGUGUCGUCGGCGAGGAGGACCGCAAGUCCCCGGCGGACCUAACAGACGCCAUGCGCGAGAUGGACGUCAAUGUCGCGCUGCUGACGCCGGCGGUGCUCCAGACCCUCGACGUGGACAGCGUACCCGCCUGCCUCAGGACGCUGGUGGUCGGGGGGAGUCCACUCAACUCGUCUCUCUUGACGCAGUGGGAGGACCGCGUACGGCUGCUCGUGGCGUACGGUCCGUCGGAGUGCAGUAUCACGGCAACAAUGAACUCGGACGUAGGAAACAGCCCGCCUGGCACUAUAGGCCGGCCAGUGGGGUGUAGAGCCUGGGUUCUUGGUCCCGUACAGACGGACAACCACGACGAGGCUACCUCGAAACAAGAUCCGAAUCCUCGUAUGUUGCGUCUGGUGCCGCUCGGUUACGUCGGAGAACUGGCCAUCGAAGGUCCUAUCUUGGCCGAGGGCUACAUCGGCAACCCAAGACUCACAGCCGAGCGCUUCAUCCUCGCUUCAAAUGUGGCGGGUGAUUUCUGCCGUGUCACGGGUUGCCCCCCGGAAACACGGUUGUACAGGACCGGCGACCUUGUUAGCCAAAAUUCGGAUGGCUCGCUGUUAUUCCUUGGCCGGAUGGAUUCUCAGGUCAAGGUCCGCGGCGUCCGCGUUGAGCUCGAGGCCAUCGAGCACUGCAUUCUCGAAUCAACCGAUGUCCGAGGCGUUGUAGUUGCUUAUCCUGAGAAGGGGCCUUUCUCUGGACGCUUGGUUGCCGUUGUUCAACUCCAAGACCAAGACAUCCGAUAUGAGAGCAGCCUGUUGACACCGGCAUCUGCCACCGCUGAAUCCUAUAUUCAAAUCACUCUCGCUCCGGAUAGCGUUCUGAGGGCUGUCAGAGCUCACGUCAAGGACCGUCUUCCGCUAUCCCACAUCCCAACUGUCUGGGCAACUGUUGGACAACUACCUCUCCUACGUUCCGGAAAGGUCGAUCGUGCCGCCCUACGGAGACAACUAGAGAAUCAUGAUGCUUUUACCGUUCAUCAAGAAAGCCCAGGGCAGAAUGGCUUCUCUUCCGUGGCAAGAACACCAUCACCGAGAGUCGAAGACCGGAGGACAUCCACGGGCACGCCCACAUACACAUCUCCGAUCGAGACCAAAGUCAGAGAGUUGAUGGGCCAGAUUCUCGGCAUAGACCUCUCGUCGGUGCCGAGCACUUCCAGCUUUGCUCGGCUAGGUGGCGACUCUCUAUUGGCAAUGCAGUUGGUUGCUCGUGCCAGGACGGCGGGCGUGCCAGGUAUCAGCGUAGCUAAGCUGCUCGGUGACACGAGCAUCGCGGAGUUGGUUCAAGAGGCCUCGGCGGCAGCAACAGAGCCAAGGUCUCGAAACUCACCAACGAAGAGGCGCUCGGUUCGGCGGCCGAGGUUAAGGUCCAUAGAGUCCCCAGAACCAUCAGAAGCCAUGUACGACCAGUACACCAUCGCCCUCACCUCUCCGCAGCGCAUGUUCUUCAUCCACUAUCCCUUUGGCCCGGGCUAUUUUAACCAGAGCGUUUCCGUAUCCAUACGAAGUCCACAGCCAACCCUCACACCGUCAGACAUCCGUGGACAUCUUCUCAGCCUGGUCGAAAGGCACCAUGCGCUACGCUCGCGUUUUUGGCGGAGACGAGCCCAUGCCCCUGAAGGGGACGAGCUUGUCUGGCACUGGGAGAGCAUUGUCACAGAAGAUACAGCCGGCUCUCUACGGUUCCGUGCCCAUGUGCUCGACGGCGAGACGGUCGACAUUGCCCGGGUUGCCCUCGAGACGCACCAGAGCCUCAACAUCAGCUCUGGCCCCCUUUUUGCUGCCGACUUGUUCCAUCUGCCGCAUGGUGAUAUGGAACUGUUGUUGGUUGCCCACCAUCUUGUCGUCGACAUCGUUUCUUGGUCUAUUCUCCUCGGUGACCUUGAGGCUUUGCUACUCGGGGCUGAGCUUGGCCCGGAUCCAGCGUCGCCACCACCUGACUCUGGGAUUCUCUUCUCCAAGACCAGAGAUAUCAAACAACGAGAAUGCAUCCCGGGAACUUCGACUAAUGAAGAGGAGGCGCUCAGGUUCUGGGAUGUGGACGUGCGUGGUUCCUCCACGGGCUUUGAAUCCCUGGCCGGCUCGCGGUCAGUAAGAUUUAGCAUGUCCCUCGGGAAAACCGAUUCGCGCCUCCUGUCCGAAGCCGUGUCGUCCAUUGACCAGCUCGAGAUAGGAGACGUCGUCGAGGCGGUCGUGGCCAAGGUCUUUGCAACCUUCUGCCGCGAUAAAGGCCGUAUGUCCUCGCCCCUUGUUUACGCAGAAGACCACGGUCGAGACUUUGAUGACGAUGAGGGAGGAAACACCAGCAUCACGAGAGUCGGAUGGCUCACACGCGUUCGUCCGGUUGAUUUUUCUCUUUUGAGCCCGCAAACAUCUCUCGUUGAAGCCAUAUGGCAUGCGAGGAGUGGCCGGCAGAAACCUUCAUGCGAAGCUUCAGGAUCCACAGCAUGGAUACCCCCUCUCCCCUUGGAGCUGGUUAUCAACUACACCGGCAGACCGCUGGUACGCGGCGGCUCAUCAUCAAAAUUGACGCCCAGAUCGGGGCCCUUGCAGCCCGUCUCGACGACAGCCGCUGCUGCGUUGGCCACAGUACCGGAUACGGAUCCGUGCUUGAUGCCAUUGGCUCUGAUCGAGGUGCUGGCGGCGUUUUCUGAGGGAGACGGACUGGAACUGACAGUAACCUACGACGCCCGAAUCCAGUCUGUCGGUAUGGUGCGCUGCUUUUUGGAGUCCUGCGUCCGGGUUCUCCGUGACGAAGUGAUUCCCAAUCUCGCAGUAGACUCGGUUUCGGGAUGGCGCAGCAACCUUAGAUUCCUGCCGGGGCUCGAUGACGAGACCACAGAGUACACAACGAGCCAGAGGCGUCGGAAAUUGGUGAUGGAGAGGCUUGGACUGGAAGUAAUGGACGAGAUCGAGACCGUCAGGGCUUGCAGUACGGCUCAGAUGCAGAUCCUCCUGGCUCAGGCCCAGGCCCAGGCCCGGGUGCCACACAGCUCGGUGUACCAGGUGCAGGCCGUCUGGGAAGUCUCAACUCCGAGGCUUCACGAUCAUGAAUUUCGGCCAAUAGAAGAUGCCCAGAGCCAUGUUACACAUGGCCUCGACUUGGCCACGCUGCAAAACGCGUGUGAGGCGGUCGUUAAGCACCAUCCCGCGCUGCGCACAGCCUUUGUCCAGCUCCCUGAUAUGGCGAACCCGGUCCAGGUCGUCUUGCGCGAUGGCUGUGCGGAUACGGUCUUGCGAGUUACUCCUAAGGCUUUUCGCCCUAGCGAGCCUUGGUCGGCAGCAACUGCGCAUCUCGAGCUCCGUAUCAACCAUGCGUCCUUUGACGGCUCCUCAAGCGCCCUAAUCCUAAGAGACAUUGCCACGGCGUAUACUGGCGAGCUUUUGGAUCCUUCCAGUACCUCAGCGGCUCACGGGUAUUUUAAAAACUUGAUGAAAGCCCGAGACGAAGUCCAGAUGGCCGACGCGUUCUGGGCACAGCACCUGGCGGAUGUGGAGCCUUGCCGUCUGCCCCCACUUGGUUCCGGCCCCGGCCCCAUAUCCGGCUCCGGCUCCGGGACCAGCAAUUUUGGCGACACCGACUCGGCUAUUGGGUCCUUCGACGAGUCCUUGUCCUUCAAAGGUGAUAAAUCCUCCCUUUCCAGCUGGUGCCGGCGGUUCGGGGCAACGACGGCCGUAGCCAUCCACGCGGCGUGGGCCGUGGCCUUGAACGCGUACUGCUAUACAAGCAGCACAGAGGCCCAUGACGUCUGCUUCGGCUGGAUCUCCUCGGGACGAGACGCUCCGGUGGACGGCUUGGAGAAGGCGAUAGGAAUGUUCGCCAACCUCCUUGUCUGCCGCGUACAACUCGGGCCGGACACCCUCCUGCGGGAUGCCGUGACCGCCACGGCUCGAGGCAUGGCCGAGGAACUCCAGCAUCAGAUCGGCAGGCCGCAGCUCCACCGGCACGGUGAGCCUCUCUGUGACACUCUCGUAACCGUACAGUCGGUAUCUUCAUCUAGAGAUCCGCCGGGCCCUGGCCAGUUGAGCUUCCGGCAGAUAGAGGGGCUCGACCACGUGGAGUACUCUCUCGUCCUCAACCUCGGGCUCGCGGGGGACAACGACGACAUCAUCGACUGUCGUGUCACGUACGACGACUUUAGGAUCUCCGAGACGGCAGCUCGUGCAUUAUUUGCCGUCUUCCAACAAGCCUUGACGGCUAUCAUCACCACUGCGGCCGACAGCGCCGCUACGGUCUCUGAUAUCGAUCUCUUCCCCUCUUUCCACCACGAGCUGGCUCACGAUUUCAAUAACACCCACACCAGUGGCAAUAACACAGAACGGCUAAUUCCGAUCGAUCAUCCACUUGAACAGUCGUAUACUCCAGCUCCCUCGGCCUCCACCGUCGUAUCCCUCUUCUCUGACCAGGUACGGGCACGACCAGAUGCAGUCGCCGUCGAUGCCUGGGACGCCUCCCUCACGUUCACCCAACUCGACGGCCUUUCCAUGUCCUUGUGUCAACACCUCGUUCAUCGCCUCGGUCUCUCUCGUGGCGAUCAUGUUGCCUUCCUCUGUGACAAGUCGGCGUGGGUCGUCGUGGCCAUGUUGGCCGUUCUGCGCGCCGGCGCCGCGUGUGCGUUUCUCUCCCCGGCCGACGGGCUCAACAGGCUGCGCAACAUGGUGACGGAGCAGAUGCGCGCGAACGUCGUAAUAACAAGCCCGGCCCACGAAGACAAGGCGAGGGCCUUGCUUGGUGACAGCCACCGCAACGACCGCAACAGCAGCCGUGUCGUCGUGCUGGAUCCCGACUCGUACGUGUUCAUACAGGAUCCCUGCAUCGGAGCCAAAAGCUUGCUGGAUCGCAGCCAGCCAGACAGUGUGGCAUUUGUUCUCUUCACGUCUGGGAGCACCGGCACGCCCAAAGGCAUCAGGUUGGCGCACUCAUCGCUGUGCCUGAGCAUCCUCAACUACACCCGCCGUCUGGGCAUCUCGCACCAGUCCCGCUUGUUCCAGUUCUCAGCCUACACGUUCGACGUCGGUAUCGGCGAUAUGCUCGCUUCUCUAGCCACUGGGGCCGUUCUGUGCGUCCCCUGCGAGCAGGACAGACUAGGUGACCUCAAUGGGGCCAUCGACGGCUUCCGGGCAACUCACGUUAUCCUAACACCCUCCGUGGCCGCCUUUCUGCGACCGGAGCGUCUCGAGAACAGUGGCCUCCGGACGAUGGUCCUCAUCGGAGAGGUCGCAACGUCGGAGUUGUACAAGACGUGGCACGGCCGGGUCCGGCUCUUUAACGCCUAUGGGCCGGCCGAGUGCAGCGUUCUCACCACCGUCCACGAGGUCGGAUCUCCAGACGACAACCCUGCCGUCAUCGGCGCCGCCCACGUUGCUUUGGGCUACCUGAAUGACCCCGAAAAGACUGCCCGGGCCUUCAAAUCCGCUGACGAGGCUCCCGCAGCGAUCUGGCCACUGCUCCCGAGGGCCAGUCUUUACCUCACAGGCGACUUGGCGAGGCUCGUUCCGCAUCAUGGGCUAGUCUUUCUGGGCCGCAAAGACCUGCAGAUCAAGCUCAGAGGGCAGCGUGUCGAGAUGGGAGAAAUUGAGUUCCACAUCCGUCGCAGAGCACAUGAGUGUCUGUGUCAUCUCCGGCAGUUGAGGGGUGACCGUGAAGAUGGUGUCAGUGUCAUGGCGGCCGUGGUUGUCGCAAAGCAGGCCAGUGGUGAAGAUGCAUUGGUGGCCUUUGUGUCUCUUACUCCUGGGAGCGAACUCAUGUUGGAGAAUGACGGUAGGGAUCGGGACGAGGAUGAUGAGGACUCCCGGCUGAGUGACGAGUUCUUCGUCCACCUCAGAAGCCGGCUCAGCCUGGAUCUGCCAUCCUACAUGGUUCCAUCCAUCUUCCUGCCCAUCAGUCGUCUUCCGCAGACGCCGUCAGGCAAACUCGACCGUAAGAAACUGCUGCAACUGGCGAAUGAGCAUUGCAGUCCUCAAGCGGCCAGAUGUUUGGAUGCUACAAAGACAAACACAUGCAGCAUUGAUGAUGAAUUGCACCAUCCAUCGGCUCUUGCCAACACCUUCAGUCCAUUACAACAAAAUCUGCGGUCUCUCUGGGCCAAGGUUCUCAAAGUAAAGGCAACAUCCAUCGGCCCCAACGAUAACUUCUUCAGCCUCGGCGGUGACAGCAUCCUCGCCAUGCGUCUUGCAGCUGCCGCCCUCGAGGAGGGCGUCCAUCUGUCCGUCCUGACCAUCAUGAGAUAUCCCAUCUUUUCACGCAUGGCCGCCGAGGUUAACCAGAACCAGGGGGUAGACACCAAUCAUGACGCAGUCGAGCGUCGUAACGGACAUGCUGAGGACUCGCCCGGCGACACUACCGCUGUUGAUGACAUCUGGGCUUCACUACAGCCUCUAGAUGACCAAAGAGAAUUCCCUGCAACGAGCUUCCAGGAGGCAAUUCUGGCUUUCAACAUGGCACCGGCUCGAGGUUUCUUGAACUAUUUCAUCCUGAAACUCGACUCGCGAGUCAACACCAUCCAUCUUGAGGCGGCCUGCCGUUCUGUGCUUACACGGCAUCCGGUUCUACGAUCGUCUUUUUCUUAUAGGGAAGAAAGGCUAUUCCAACGUAUCCUCCCGCUGGAGGCGGUCAAUCUCCAGACACUCAACAUCCUUCAUACAGUGAGGUCUGAACCCUCGAGCACCAUAGAUACUCACACCGCCGGCUUGAUUGAAUCUGAUCGAAACGCGCCGUUAACAUGGGGCGACUGUCUGACAAAGGCCUUCAUCAUACGGCACCAAGCCACAGGAGCCUCGAGGCUCGUCCUUCGCCUUUCCCACGCCUUGUAUGACGGCAUGUGCCUGUCAACCUUGUGGGAUGACCUCAGCUCCGCCUACAACAGCGGUUUUCAACCAAAUUCUGCCACCGAUGAACAAGAAUAUGGCUUCGUGCAGUUCGCCUCCGCCGUGGCGGCAGACGUGCCUCAAUCUUCUCAGGCGUUCUGGUAUGGUCUCCUUCGUGGCUCCGACAUCACUCCGGUGGUCCAAAAUAAACACCAGUGGGAAACGGGUGCUUUCAUACAGGCGACCCCAACCCUAGGUCUGAUGCAAAGGCAACAAUCUUCGAUCGUACCCUCCCGUAGCCUUGUGAUACCUUCCUUCACGCCGGCCUCGGUGCUCAAAGCCGCCUGGGCAGUCGUGCUCGCGGCCAAUUCCCCUGGGGUACGCGACGAGGUUGUCUUCGGCCACGUAGUCUCGUGCCGCGAGACCCUGACCCCCUCGAUGCAGGAUGCCGUCGGCGCCUUCGUGAACUGCGUCCCCGUGCGGGUCUACCUAGCGGCUGUAGGUGAUCUUCGCACUACAGACACGGCAUCCGCGGUUCGGCGGCUCAUCGAGCAGGUUCAGGAGCAGCAUGUCGCCGGUCUACCGCAUCAUGCCGUCGGGCUCGGCCAGCUCGUCCGGGCGGGCUGCGUCGAGUGGAAGCGGGCGCGCUUCUGCUCGGUUGUCCAGUACCAGAAUCUGCCCGUCUCCAAGGCCAGGGGUCUGUCUGUUGUCGAGUCCGGGCCGCUUCGGGGGACGGACAUCGAGGUCGACGGUCGGGCCGGGGCGUACGCCGACGUGUGGGUCACGGCGGUGCCUCUUGAUCCCGAAAGGACCGAAGUUGAAAUUUGUUAUGAUUCGUCUGUCGUUGAAGACCGACUUGCACAGGUAUUGCUUGAAGGGCUUUGCACGGCGCUGCGAAGCAUGUGCGACUAG